GAGGUGUUGAAAAUGGAGGAAAGGAGCAUCGAGAAGAGCAAGAGUUCUUCAUCGCUGCCGGCUGCUGAGCUGGAUCCGGACAGUUCUGGCCCGCAGCCUCACUGGUUCCACACACUGCAGAUGCGACGGCUUCGGGUGCAGCGAGGCCGUAGUAACAGUGACCCAUGGAGCCAGAAAAACUGCCAGGACCCCUUCAUUUGGAAACCAGGUCUUCAGUUUGGAACAGCCAACUCAUACGUGAGCCUGGAGAAACUUGGUGAAGGCUCAUACGCAUCCGUUUAUAAAGGCAUCAGCAGGAUCAACGGGCAGCUUGUGGCGCUGAAGGUGAUCCAGACAAAGACAGAGGAGGGCAUGCCGUUCACUGCCAUCAGAGAAGCCUCACUGCUCAAAGGCCUGAAGCACGCCAACAUCGUCCUCCUGCAUGACAUCAUUCACGCCAGAGACUCGCUCACCUUCGUAUUCGAAUACGUGCAGACGGACUUGGCCCAGUACAUGAACCAGCAUCCUGGAGGUCUACACUCUCAUAAUGUGCGGGUCUUCAUGUUCCAGUUGCUGCGUGGUCUCACCUUCAUCCACGACCGCCGGAUCCUCCAUCGAGACCUGAAGCCCCAGAACCUGCUCAUCAGCUACUUGGGAGAACUCAAACUGGCCGAUUUUGGUCUGGCUCGUUCCAAAUCUAUCCCCUGUCAGAGCUUCUCCUCCGAUGUGGUCACGUUGUGGUACCGCCCGCCUGAUGUCCUGCUGGGAUCUACAGAUUACUCGACAGCGCUGGAUAUCUGGGGCGCUGGUUGCAUCUUCGUAGAGAUGCUGCAAGGUUCGCCGGCAUUUCCAGGAGUCACAGACGUGUUCGACCAGCUCCAGAAAAUCUGGAUGGUGCUUGGAAUCCCAACAGAGGAGAGCUGGCCCGGAGUCAGCCGGCUGCCCAAUUAUCAGCCGGAUUGGUCUCUUUCCUGUAAACUGAAGCCAAUUCGCUCUGUGUGGAAAAGGUUGAGUCGACUCCCAUACAAAACUGAAGACCUAGUUCAGAAGAUGCUCAUGCUGCCGCCUGCAGACCGGAUCUCAGCGGCAGAUGCCCUGGAACACCUGUAUUUUAACUCCUUGCCGCCGCCCGUCAUGCACCUGAGGGACACCAUGUCCAUCUUCAAGGUGCCCGGCGUCCAUUUGGAGACAGAGUUCCGCAACACCUUCAAUCCUAGCGAGCGAGUCAAACCUUCAUUUCUGCCUAACGCCAGGUUUUGGUGACAUCUUCAGCCUGAGAAGAUGAGCAAUCAGUUAAACCUGAACAUUGUGAUCUUUUUCCAUGCACAAAUAACACGCAAUUUUGACCCAGGCCAAAAGUAUUCUCAUAAUAAAUAUGUAUAUCCUAUUAUGAACUCCAUCCAUCCAUUUUCAACACUGCUUCUCCUGGUUAGGGUCGCGGGGCGCUGGAGCCUAUCCCAGCUGACUACGGGCAAAAGGCGGACGACACCCUGAACUGGCCGCCAGUCAUUCGCAGGGCACAUAUAGACACGGACAACCAUUCGCACUCACAUUCGCACCGUCACUGAGUGGGAACUGAACCCACGCUGCCUGCACCAAAGUCAGGCGAGUGUACCGCUACACCAACAGUGACCCCUAUUAUGAACUAUAGCGCUUUAAAAAAAAAUUUGUUAAUAGCCUGCCUGACAGAAAUAAAUGAAUGAUUAAGCACAAAUUUUCAUGGAAAAGGGAAAGUGUAGUUUUGCAGGAACAGCGAUACCUUGCGAUACGAGUCACCUGACUUACGAGUUUCAGCGAUAGAAGUCGUCGUGUUUACCCUGACUUGCCAGAAAUUGAGAUAGGAGCGCUGUAUGGUGGCAGAAGUGAACCAUUCUUCAAAGUAAGCUUCAAGCUGUUUAUUGCCACUCCCAGUAGCAGUUUACUGUCAAACUAAGAGUAAAACAAAGAGAAUUAGACUUUGUGUAUUUAAAAACAACCACAGCUUCAGUCAAGCCCAGUUUGCUUAAUGGUAACAGCUAAAAGCAUACAGACAGCAUCAGGGACGAUGACGACUUUGAGCACAUCCGUCUCACAGUUCACAUGUUGGUGGAUUCAAAUCCGGGCUCCUGUGGGUUUUGCAUGUUCUCACCCUGUGUGAUUACAGUCUUUUUUAUUUUUUUUAUUUUAGGCUGGACUGAAUUAAUGGCAUUACCAUUCAUUUCACUGUGGAAAGAUGAUUUGAGAUACCAGCGUGGUCACGGAAUGAAAUAAACUAAUUCCUCAAGACA
Messenger RNA from Phycodurus eques (leafy seadragon), 2246 nucleotides. It is a transcript of the gene cdk15, whose product is annotated as cyclin-dependent kinase 15. Gene Ontology annotation, biological process: protein phosphorylation. Gene Ontology annotation, cellular component: cytoplasm; nucleus; cytosol. Gene Ontology annotation, molecular function: ATP binding; cyclin-dependent protein serine/threonine kinase activity; cyclin binding. The transcript is spliced from 13 exons. The coding region runs from base 13 to 1242 and encodes 409 amino acids. NCBI's taxonomy places the organism in Eukaryota, Metazoa, Chordata, Actinopteri, Syngnathiformes, Syngnathidae. The record is from RefSeq and is a predicted model, not a curated record.